This is a messenger RNA of Ostrea edulis (European flat oyster), 3255 nucleotides long. RefSeq names its product ataxin-2-like protein. Gene Ontology annotation, biological process: cytoplasmic stress granule assembly. Gene Ontology annotation, cellular component: cytoplasmic stress granule. The transcript has 19 exons. The coding region runs from base 302 to 2965 and encodes 887 amino acids. Gene Ontology annotation, molecular function: RNA binding. The record is from RefSeq and is a predicted model, not a curated record. Lineage: Eukaryota; Metazoa; Mollusca; Bivalvia; Ostreida; Ostreidae.
AUUAAUCGAAAUACACCGAUUUAUUGACUGCUAACUCAAAAAUCAAGAAAGGAAAAGUAGUUCCACCUCCAUGUUGUGUUAUUAACCUGAGAUAUUACAGCGCCGCCUUCAGCCUGUAACUUGUGUCAACACAAAGUUUACUUGUGUUUGUUGGAUGUCAGAUAUCUUUAGGUGUAAUUGUUUUUUGAUUUGAUGAUCACAGUAUUAGUAACUGCUGAUCGUUUCAUUGGUCACCUGCGGGUACCGGCAUGAGAUCCUGUUAAAUUCACGCACUUGCUGAACACGACUUGACAAGCUUCCCAUGAUGUCGAUGAAUUCGAAUCGACGGAAAAACCGUCAGAACUCUGGACCAUCUGUUAGUAGGAAUAACAACAGAUCCAGAGGAUAUGACAAGAAUAUAUCAUUGGAUGGAAUUUAUUCAAAUCCCAGAUUCUCUCAUGUUCUGGCAUCGCUUGUGGGUUGCGUUGUUCAGUUACAAGUGAAAAAUGGUGGGAUAUAUGAUGGUAUUCUGAAAACAAACAGUUCUAAGAUGGAUAUAGUUUUGGAGAUGGCCCACAAACAUGAAGAGAGUAGUAACAACAAUACUAAUAAUACAACACCCUCCAAGGAUAGACUGAUCGAAAAAGUCAUCUUCAACUUGUCUGAUAUUCUCUCUAUCACCACAUCAGAUGUUGAUUUGGAUUAUGCUGUGAAAGAUACAUUUACUGACACAGCAAUAAGCAAAUGCAAUAGCAAUCACACAGAGGCUGAUAUGAAAGUGUUGCAGCCAUGGGAAGGAGGAGAAGGUGAUGAGCUGGGAGGAUUAGAAAAAGACUCCUCUUCCUCCUCAAAUGGUUGGGAUCCAAAUGAAAUGUUCCGUACAAAUGAGGAGAAGUUCAAUGUUCAGACAAAAUAUGAUGAUAGUUUAACACAGUAUACAACACCUCUUGAAAAGAGAGACACCAAGGAAUUUAAGAAUCGUGAAGAAGAGGCAGAGAGAUUAGCCAGCGAAAUCGAGGGGAGUGAACAGUACAAGCAUCGCAUCUCAUUAGAGAAUGGCGAAGGUGACGAAGAGGACAAGUUCAGCGCUGUCAAAAGGACAAAUGAAAAUAAUGCAACAAAUAUGCAGACUUCUGGGAACUCUGGAAAGUAUAUACCCCCGAACAAACGCCCAGGGAUGCAAGGAAACCGAGGUCGAGGAGGAUAUAUGCCAAAUCAGAGGCCCCCCACCCAGAUUCCACCUCGACUACAACAUCAACAUCAUCAUCAUAACUUCCAUCCAAAUCACCACCCAAAUCACCACUAUCUCCCUCAUCAUCAAACCUCCACAGAGGAGCCAAGACUGAACGGCUUAGCUGAUAAAGAUGAAAGAGACAAGAGGUCAGAAGACAGAAAGGUAGAUGAUCGUGUGGAAAGGGAUAAACAUCCUGAAGAAAAGAAAAGUGAAAUAGACAUUAAAACUAGUCCAAAACAAGAACCGGUGACUCAGCAUGUGUCCCAUGAGAAACCAGACCCUGUGCCCCACUCUUCACCUGUACCCCCAAAGCCUGACAGGAGGAGCUCUGGUCCUAAAUCUCGAGAUCGUGCAGAAGUUAUCAAAGACUUGAAAGAGUUCAAUAGUAAUUUUAAAGUCAGUUUUGAGGGCAAAAGAGAGGAGUCCAGGGAUUACAAAGAAGCAAUGGAAGCCAAGUCAAAAGGAAAUGUAGGGCCUGCUUCAUCAUGUACUGCUGUUUCACCUGCAGCAGCAGCAGAACCUCCAGCCCAGCCCACAACAGAGGAAGCCUUGACAACUGGAAACAAGUUGAUGGAGCAACAGACUGCACAAGAGAAGGAUCCAAACAUUGAGAUCAUGAAAAAGUCAAACCUGAAUCCUUUGGCAAAAGAAUUUGUGAUGGGAAAAGGAAGAGAACAAGUGCUGACUCCUCCUCAGAGGCCCCAGACCCAGAGUCCAGUUGGCCCAGGCAUUAUGCAGCAAAUUUCUCAGCCGAUGCCUCAUCAGUUUAUGCCAACUUAUACAGUGAUGCCCCCUACAGUGGUCAACCAGGCUCCCCAGCCUUCUCAACAGAGAGUCAAAAGAGCUGUUGUAUCUGUUGGUCCCAGAAAUGAUCUGACUGCUGCCCAGGCUGCCACUGGACAGCCAUUGUUUAACCAAACUACAGUGCAGCCCCAGCCUUACAACAUACAAUACAUCCCAAAUUAUCAGGCUGUUAUGCCUAUGCCAGCAGCCACGGGACGAAUGGUGACACCAACAUCAAUGCCUAUGGUGCCUACCUCGCAUGGUGCUCAGUCCAGUCAAUCACACCAACAUUCACUAUUUAUGCCUGGUCAAGCUCAACCAAUGCCAGCUCACCUUCCAGCGGCCCAAUUCCCUUAUCCAGCCCACAUGCCCAUGGCAACAAGCAACAUGGGCAGUCAAGCCAAUCAACAAGGAGGACAGCCUCAGCAAAUCACACACCCAGCCCCAAGUCCAGUGCAACAGCAUGGUAACUCCCAAUCCCAUCAACAAGGGCGGCCACCCAACUCUGGAACCCCUCAACCUCCAGGAGGACCAUAUCCACACAUGGCACCCACAAAUAUUCAGGGACAUCCGCCAUUGAUCCCAAGCCCACAGAACCAGUCUCCACAAACCAUGCACAAUCCCUAUCCGUACGUCUCCCAGCACCACAUCUUCCAACAGGGAACUACGGGUCAGCUUUACACACAACAACAUAUGCCCACGAGUGGCAACCAGACAAUGCAUGCAGGCCCAACUUCACAGCUUGGCCACGGGGCACAGAUUGUGGUCAUGCCGAAUCCCCAGCCAGGUCAAGUGCAACAUCAUCCACACAACCAACAGUUUCAACAGCAUAUGGGUGGGCCAAACCAGCAGCAUUUAAUGCAACCCACUGGCAUGAUGCAACCGACUGGCAUGUCUACAGGAUACCAAGGAUCUAAUCCUUCUAGUGUUGUGCAUCCUUUUGUUCCUCAAGGUUUUCCUCUCUUCUGAUUUCUAAACUCAAGGCCAAAAAGUAAAUUGUGCCAGCUCUUAAAAGAGGUCAUGAUAAUUAAAGAGAUUUUGACAUGUUCCCCGAGAAGUGUUCACAGUUUCCAGCUUAGAUAGUGUGUGAAAGUGUGAGAGAAAGAAGUUACAAGUGGCAUAUAAUGUGAUAUCAGUUUAUACAGUUAAAGUGUUUGCAGGAAAGCAAACUGAUUUUAUUACUAAAGAACAGCCCAGUUGACUUUUUUGUAGAAUGAACGUUUAAAAAAAAACAAAAAAUAAAAAAAAAACUACUGAAA